Linnemannia hyalina is the source of this 3024-nucleotide messenger RNA. Lineage: Eukaryota; Fungi; Mortierellomycota; Mortierellomycetes; Mortierellales; Mortierellaceae. The record is from the annotation of a GenBank genome assembly.
AUGAUAGACGACGACGAGGAAGAGGAGGAGGAAGAAGAGGAAGAGCAGCAGGGAGGACGGGAGGUAGACCGUCGAUUUCAUCUUCACCAACACCACCCUUACCACCUGCGCAUGCAACACUUCUACAGUGAGGACGAGGAGGAAGGGAAGGACAAGGAGAGGAGGGAUGAGGUUGAGGAGGCGGCGGUAGCGGGGAGCAGGCAAACGGGCAAUACAUUGGACCAUGCUCACCAUCACCGUGCUUUGGAGCACAGUCACGGAGGUGACCCUCCAGAAGAAGAAGGGGUCCAAGCAACUACUACAACAAUAACACCACCACCAGCAACUGUAACCAGUUCGUCACACUCAGAGUGUUCGUCGGCUCCUGCCUCGCCCAGCCCGGCGGUAGAGGAUGUGUAUGAUGGUGAUGAUAUCCACCAGGGCCGCGAUGAUCUCUCCACUCCACCACCGCCACCAUUACGACUUCAGCCGCAACAGCAGCAGUAUAUCCGACACAGCAAUGGCAUAGACACCUCCCAUACUCAACAAACCACCACAACUGCUCCAUCCAUAACUGCAACCCCGCCAGAGCUGAACCCAAAGAGCCCUUCGCGACUCUCCAUCCCCCGAUCGAUCCAUUUCCGAGCCAACACACCCUCAGACCGAUCCGGUACAAGCUCCCCACUUGGCCGUCUUCAAGUUCACACCGUCAACCGUCUCGAGGUAGAGAACUCGUUCCUUCUGAACCAGAACAAUUCCUUGACGAGGGAUAUUCAUCAUUGCCGACAGACCGUCCAGGCGUUGAAGCAGAUUUUGGCCCAGCGCGAGGAUACAAUCGGGAGGAUGAAACAGGAAGUCCAUCAGGCCCAUUUGAAGAUCAAGUUUAUGGAUUCUUUGCUUUCUGGGCGGUCGUCUCUUCCUGGACAGCAACAGCAACGCUCAUACCAGGUGCAACCACUGCAACAGCAUGGACCACGAUAUCAACCACAACAACAACAACAACAACAACAGGAGCCACUAAAGGGGCUGGAAGGCGACUGGAAGGAACGGCAUAGACUUGACGACGACUAUGAUGAUGAUGUUGAGGCGAGGGAGAAGGAGGAAGGAGAAAGAGGGGUUGAGGGGUUAGAAAGAUCAAGCUCGUUAUUGGACAUGUAUGCCGCUCAGGAUGAACCACCUUUCAAUUGGCUGCUCAAGGGGUGGGAUGAAGGGGAGACGGCUGCUGCUGAGGCUAGCAAUCGCGACUCUGCUGGCGAUGAUGAAGAGGAAGACGACGAGGAGGAGGAUAGAGUCAUUCCAAGACAGGUCCGGAGCAUCUUUUCUGGAAUGAACGAUGAUGAGCAGUACAACAGCGACGAGUAUACCGACGAGGACUAUGAGGAGUACGACGAUGACGAGGAUGAGGAUGAGGACGAUGACGAGGAUGAGGGAGGUCUUGAGCGUGGACGAGUGGACAGGCCUAGGUCUGGCGACUUUCAGGGUUCUGGAAUCUACCACCACCAUAACCAACAACAACCGCUGUCAGGCAGCAACGGUAGCGGAGAGUCGCUUUCCAUGUCACUUGGCAACAACUCGACCUGCAUUCUUGCCCAGGAGAGCAACGACGAUCACGACGACGACGAUGGUGAUGAUGACGAUGAAGACGCCUGCGACACGAACGCUAUGAGCAUCGUCAAUGGCGACGGAUGCGUUAUUAUUUCCGGCGAUCGUCCACCCAGUCCAGUCUCUCUUCCGAGUCCUGCCCUGUCCGAGUCGAGCAUGUCGCUAGAGUCGCAAUCCGAAGGGUCGAAUGUGUCUGUGACAAGUCUCUCCUGCUCCUCACUCACCUCCGCCAGUACCAGUACCAGUAACAUCAGUGCUGACGAAAAAGACGGACCACCACAACAACAUCGACAACAGGGAUCGAUGGAGAUAACACCCAGUAGUACGAUUCUCAACAGCGGAUGUGGAAUAGACCAGCAAGUACUACAACUCCCCACCGUGGUUCCAUACAGCUCCUUCCGCGAUAGUGGACAUUUCCCGACCCAGGUGUUUACAAUGGAUUUCGAGGAACAGCAUCUCAUUGUCGUGGACGAAACAGACCUCGCGGAACUAGAGGCACAAUCGGCCUUCCGUCCAUUCUCGCCCACAACUACAGCUUCGCUUCUCGUCCACAACGACGACUCGGCCCCUAUGAUCCCCUCUCCUUCCUUCCCGUCUUCUUCUUCGCCACCACCAGCGAACAAAAAGGGGCUCUCCAUCGAGACCGGCAAUGGCCUCACAUCUGCGGCGACUGCAUUGAUACAGGCCAAGGAUACCUCUCAUCACGCGCCACUCUGUCAGCCUAACGGUAAUCACCCCUGUCUCGGCACCAGUCCUCCUAUGGCGGCGCCUCUAGCGCUGAUCUCUCGGGUUCAUAUCGAAAUCAAUGCUUCUUCAACGACGCUGGUCUCGGUCUCGACACCUAGUCCGACGACAACUACGACAACCAUAACUGGUGGCAAUAGUAUUGGUCAAGGAAAGUCAACGGAGGCGUUGUUGUCAUCAAAAGAGAUCAUCACUUCUGCCGGCAUCGAAACCCCCGGUCAGGUCGACAAAGAGGCAGUUGCUGAUGGUGCCGUUACAAAGGAGUGUGAUGAUGCAGACAACAACAGCUCGAUUCCCUCGACUCCAACAACACCAACGACGACGUCGUGGGGUCCUUCAUCGCUCUUCAAGGGCUUGCUGCCCUCCAGGCGCAAGAGCAAAUCACGAUCUUCCAAGUCCAAAGACAAGAGCACCAACGAAACCGAUGGCAGGCUAUCGCCAGGAGCAAGCGAGGUGUUGAUCACAAGGAAGGAGGACGACGGAAUGAUUGUGUUGAAGGAGAAGGAGCAGUCGGUCGCGUGGACCAUGUUGAAGAAGAAACAAUCGUGUGCAGCGAUUGAGCCACUUCCCGCAGCCACAGUAGUAGAAAGAGAAGUAUUGACACCGGCACCAAUUGUAUCUGGACCCGCUGCUGUUGCGAGUUCCACGCUCUUUUCUCGCGUGUUUGGAGGAGGCCGUAGCAAUAGAACCAAGACAUAG